This is a messenger RNA of Momordica charantia (bitter melon), 1898 nucleotides long. RefSeq names its product Pentatricopeptide repeat (PPR-like) superfamily protein. The record is from RefSeq and is a predicted model, not a curated record. Gene Ontology annotation, molecular function: protein binding; RNA binding. Lineage: Eukaryota; Viridiplantae; Streptophyta; Magnoliopsida; Cucurbitales; Cucurbitaceae. Gene Ontology annotation, biological process: RNA modification.
AUGCUGAGAAUAAAAGCUUCUCCACAUCUCAUUUCCCGCUAUCUCAAUUUGGAGAAAACGAACCCAAAUCCCAAUCGCCGAGCUCUCUCCGAAAAGCUUCUAGCUUUCUUGCUACAACAAUGUCUAAGCCUCAGACAGCUGAAGCAAAUCCACACCCAGAUGAUCACCAACUCAAUUCACAAACCCAAUUCGUUUCUCUUCAAGAUCGCCGACCUCAAGGACUUCGCCUACGCGUCGGAUUUCUUCUCCAGGAUUCUCGAGCCCACCGAGUACGCUUUCAAUGUCAUGAUUCGCGGCCUCUCCACGACUUGGAAUAAGUCUUCUCUCGCUCUUGAACUCUAUUUUCGGAUGAAAUUUCAUGACUUUAGUGAGUGUCUUGGGGGCGUGUGGCGAGCUGGGGGAUUUGAAACUUGGCACUUGGGUGGAGGAGUUUGUGGUGGAGAAUAAGAUGGUUUUGAAUUCUUUUAUGGGUUCUGCGUUGAUCCAUAUGUAUGGGAAGUGUGGUGAUUUAGUGUCAGCGAGAAGGAUUUUUGAGUCUAUGAAGAAGAAAGAUAAAGUUACCUGGAAUGCUAUGAUUACAGGAUAUGCGCAGAAUGGGCUGUCAGAAGAAGCCAUUAAAUUAUUCCAAGACAUGAGAAUGAGCAGCACAACUCCGGAUCAAAUCACAUUGAUAGGAAUGCUUUCUGCCUGUGCUUCCAUUGGAGCCCUUGACUUGGGGAAGCAAGCAGAGAUUUAUGCCUCGGAAAGAGGCUUGCGAGACGAUAUUUAUGUUGCGACUGCAUUGGUUGACAUGUAUGCAAAAUGUGGAAGCUUGGACAAUGCAUUUCGAGUUUUCAAUGGCAUGCCUCGGAAAAACGAAGUCUCCUGGAAUGCUAUGAUAUCUGCUCUUGCUUUCCAUGGACAAGCUCAAGAAGCCUUAGCUCUAUUCAAAUCCAUGAUCAAGGAGGGUGGAUCUGCUUCCCCCAAUGACAUCACAUUUGUAGGAGUACUUUCUGCUUGCGUGCACGCCGGAUUAGUAGACGAAGGACGUCGGUUGUUUCACAUGAUGUGCUCAUCAUUCAGAUUGGUGCCAAAAAUUGAGCACUACUCUUGUAUGGUCGACCUUUUGUCACGGGCAGGACAUCUCGAAGAAGCUUGGGACUUCAUCGAGAAGAUGCCUGAAAAACCCGAUGAAGUCAUCCUCGGAGCAUUGCUAGGUGCCUGUCAGAAGCGCAAGAACAUCGACAUCAGCGAGCGUGUAAUGAAACUACUCCUAGAGUUGGAACCUUCAAAUUCUGGAAAUUAUGUAAUCUCGUCGAGAUUAUAUGCAAAUUUGAGAAGAUGGGACGACUCAGCUAGGAUGAGAAUGUUGAUGAAGCAAAAGGGUGUUUCCAAGACUCCUGGCUGCAGCUGGAUUGAUAUCGAUUCACAGCUUCACGAGUUUCAUGCUGGUGGUGAUGUUUUACAUCAUGAGUGGAUUGAAAUCCAUCAAAUCCUAAACUUGUUGAUUGAUGAUCUGAGAAGGGAAGGUUAUAUUCCUAAUACCAGUCUUCUUUAGCUAGACUAAUUUUCAUCCAAACACUAACUUUAUGGCCAGGCAAUGGAGGUUUGGGAUCAAAGAAGCUGCUCGGGAAUUACAUCGUUCCUAUCAAAGCCGAGCAAAAAAUCGGUAACACGACUCUGCCAAUCUUCAUUCCUUUGUAGGAUGCUUGAGAUCGAUAUGUCCCCAUAUAUAGUUGUAGUCACUGGGGAAUUUUGACUAGCAUGAAUGCAUUAUGAGUAGUUUCUUAUAAGUUAUACUAAGAACGAAGGUGAGCGAAGGGUAUGCAAUAUGAAUAUUUGAUUGUGGUGAAAGAAAAGCCCUGUACUAGUCUUGCCUAGUUAUAGACAAUGAAUGGACUGUUUUAGGGUUUUAUCAA